CCCGAUCUGGGCUUAAAUGGAACCAACCAGCACACCUCGAUGAAAUCUUCAGCCCCUUUGCGACCCUCACAGAAAUACCCAUUUCGAAAACCUAUGCGGGACCAAUCAGUGCGAUCUUGAGACCACUUGAGAUUCAAAGACCUAUCUAAUCACCGUAUAGCCUGUAGUAUUAUACUUAGCCACCAGUUCUUUGUGCCUGCCAGUUUGUCCGGCGAUUUGAAACCGAUUAGAACGAUGGCUAGAGGGUUAACAUUGGAUGAUUCCCAUUCCCAACUGCUAUUCCUCAUGGUGGGUGGACUACUCAUCGUGGGUUUAGCUAUUGUGGACUCUUUGGAAUGCUACGCCUGCGAUUCCGCAGAGAACUCGGAGUGUGCCACUCGACCGGGUCAGCAGCUGGAAGUGGAGGAGUGUUCCCAGGCCAAUGACGAGUGUGUCAUCUCGAUAUCGGCGGGACUUACGCGACGCGGCUGCCUGGCCCGACUAUAUCCCAAUGGCUAUUGUGCCGCUCCAUGUGACCGUUGUAAUACGAGUCUGUGCAAUCGACACGUUUAUCCCACGGAUCGUUUGCGAUGCUAUCAGUGCAGCGGAGCGGAGUGCAUCGAUGUGGCCAGUUCACCGCAGUAUCUGUUGCCAUGUCCGGUCUAUAAAGAGGGCGACAGAUGCUACACGAACUUGUACCACCUUUCCAACACCAUGCGUGGCUGUGAGGCCACCAAUAUACCGGAUAGCUGUCCUCAUGUCUGCCUUAAGUGCAACUAUAAUGGCUGCAAUACGGAGAAGACCAUCACCGAAUCGCGUUGCCUUCAGUGCACCCACAAUCGAUUGUCUCCUAAUCCGGAUUGCCUGAGGAACCAGGUCGAAUCGGAGGAUGCGCAACCAAGGUGCUCAUUGGACAACACAACGGUCACACAUUGCGUCAACAGGGUGAUGUACGGACAUCGGGAGAACUGCUUCACCUAUCAGAACACCCAAACGGAGCUCGUACAGCGGGGCUGCUCCACCACAAUGGGAUUCUAUUCCAGUGGCGUGGUGACCCAAUGCCAUGGUGAAUUCUGUAAUGCCAAUUGCCAGGAUAUCGUCUGUGCCGCCUGCAAUUCCACCGCCGAUCCAGGAUGUCGGGCGGGACGGAAUUUGCCAACGGAAAAGUGCGCAGCUGGCACUACGGCCUGCUAUUCCUGCGAGCAAGAUACCUUUCUGCGUCGUGGCUGUGCGGAUGAGAACUUUGCACCUGCUGGCCCGGGCGACAGUUGUCAAUUGUGUCGGGAUGCCGAUUCGUGCAAUCGCUACUCCGUCCGGAGUUGCUAUCGCUGCAAUGCCCAGGAUCAGGACACGGAUUGUGCGGCCAUGGACCUGCCCUCGGCGAUGACGACCAGCAAUUGCUCCAGCCCAACGGAGCUGUGUGUCAGCACGGUGGUCAGUCGGCUGGACGGGAUCUAUACGGUGCGGGGAUGCGAGGGUCAGGUGCCGGAGUGCUCCGCCAACGAUCCUUACUGCGUCCGGUGCAACGGAAGUCUGUGCAACUAUGCACCAACUCUUUGGAGGCAGACGCAAGUCGGUUUGGUUACGGAUCCGGAUAACUUGCCGGAUAACUGGUGGUCACUUCUGCAGUACUGGUGGUCCCGAAAACUCCGAUAAUAACCUCCAAUAAAAUGUGUACUGAUAACUUUUCAGGGGCAUAGCGAGGGGCGGAUGUAUUUAACGGGAGCAACGCCCCCAUCCAAAUAAACCAUAUCAUUCAGAUAACCAAGGCAAGGUUGACUAUACGGGCAAUCUAUUCCUUAUCCAAAAAAAAUAAUACAAAUAUAUACCCUUGAGGGGGCCUAAUAUACAUGUACAGAAACACAGAAAUAACUAAAACUUAGAAAUCACUUUGAAAGGCGUUUAAAAGUAUGCUACAAUGUAUUUUCAAUACAAAACUGCUA
Drosophila suzukii is the source of this 1922-nucleotide messenger RNA. RefSeq lists its product as uncharacterized. The record is from RefSeq and is a predicted model, not a curated record. Lineage: Eukaryota; Metazoa; Arthropoda; Insecta; Diptera; Drosophilidae.